Molecule: messenger RNA, 2173 nt
Organism: Raphanus sativus (radish)
Lineage: Eukaryota; Viridiplantae; Streptophyta; Magnoliopsida; Brassicales; Brassicaceae
Exons: 3
Coding region: 531-2033 (500 amino acids)
Source: RefSeq, a predicted model, not a curated record
ACUUUGCUUAAAAUUCGGUUAAUAACAUCUUCUCUUCCCUCAACCAUCGCCUCUGAACACACAGUUUCUCUGUCGUUUCUUCUCCGCUUCUCCGGUCAAUUCUGAACCCUCAAAGAGAAAGAGAGAGUCUUUGUUCGCGAGCUCCGCGGUGAUAAUAAUGCUGGCGAUGAUGGACUCGCGAUCUUCUUCUCUCCAUCUUCAUCGCUCCUCCUCUGUCGUUGACCUAAUUUCCGGUAUACGAAUGAAACCAAGUCCCGCUCCUCCGUGUACGCCUCGAAUAUGUGGUGGAAAUAUACGCUGUUGAUUCUUCUCGUUAGGCUUCCUCUUCUUCUUCUUUUACUUCGCAUCUGAAUUUCGAGAUCUGAUAAGAAAUUGCGUGUUCUCGAAGCUUCCUAGUGGGAUCGUGACUCCUUAGGGUUUGUUUUCGACUUGUGUGAAUCUGUUAGGGUUUGUUUUGGGAGAACUGUGGAUUUUUUUUUUAGGGUUUUCUUUUUUAAGUUAUUUUGUGUCUGUUUGGAUCUUUUUUAAUAAUGGCUGAGAGGAAAGAAUUAGGGUUUCAAAAGACUGUUGUAAGUUUGAAAGAGCAGUUAGCGAGAACCACUCUGAGGAACUUGAGAGCGCAGGGUCACACCUACGUCGAGCUGCGUGAGGACGGGAAGCGAUUCGUGUUCUUCUGCACUCUGUGUCUCGCUCCUUGCUACAGUGACGCGAUCUUGCUUGGACACUUGAACGGGAGCCUUCACAAGGAGAGGCUGUCGUGUGCUAAGAUGACGCUUCUCCACGGUGAAAACCCGUGGCCUUUCAAUGAUGGUGUGCUCUUCUUCGAUACGGAGGAAGAAGAAGAGGAGGAGGAGAAAAGUUUGAUCUCUGUUGGUGUUGAAGCUGAAGCUGGUCCUUUGCAGCUUUGCUGCAGUGAUGAUGAUGGUGAUAGAUUUGCUAUUGUUGCUUAUGAUGAGAAUAGAAUGAGUCGAGACGAUGAUCAGCCUGCUGCUGCUGGGGAUGAUCUGUUGAUAUCUGGUUUGCUGAUCAAGGAGAGAACUCUUGAUGUGGAAGCGAAGUUUAUUGGGUUUGGCCGGAUAGCUGCUAGGUUGUUUGAGACGAAAGGACGGUCGACUUGGAUUGAUAAGUUAUGGUGCGAGUGGUUAGGAAAAGACGGUCCUUCAGAUGAGGAGAAGGCUGUUGUCCCGGAGCAUGACUUUGCUGUUGUCACGUUCUCCUACUUCUACAAUUUGGGUAGGCUUGGUUUGCUCGACCAUCCGAGCCGUCUUCUCACAUCAGAAUCAGGUGAAGACAGUGGCAGGAAGAGAAAGAAGUCGUUCUCGGAUCCGGAGGAUACAAGCGAGUCUCUGUGUAGUCAGGAUGACUCCUCUGAGGAGGUUUCUUCAAGAGCCUUACUAGCUGACUACGAUGACCAUCUCGUGAGCAGGAGAGUCAUCAAGAACAGAACGGUGAGACGGGAGCUUAGGAAGCAGCAGAGGAUAUUUUCCGAAAGGAUAUGCGAAGUCUGUAAGCAAAAGAUGCUUCCGGGGAAAGACGCUGCAGCGAUACUAAACACGAAGACGGGGAAGCUCGUGUGCGGCAGCAGAAACCUCCUUGGUGCUUUCCACCUGUUUCACGUGUCUUGUGUCGUGCACUGGUUCCUCUUCUGUGAGAGUGAGAUACUUGGGAACAAGAUGGUGAGUGGGAAAGGCAAAAAGAGAUGCGCGAAGAAGCAUCAGAGUGGUGUGAAGUUGAAUAGGUUGGUAAGCGAUGUGAGCUGGCAAAUAUUCUCAGUGUUCUGUCCUGAAUGCCAAGGCACUGGGAUAAACAUUGAAGGAGAUACGAUUGAGAGAGACACGUUCCCCCUUUCUCAGACAUGGAGGUUUGGGGUGAAAGUGAGUGAAGGUAGAAAAGCAUGGGUGAAAAAUCCGGAGAAGUUGGAGAAUUGCUCGACAGGUUUUCAUUUUCCGCAACAGAAUGAAGAAUCAGUCAAGGAUCAGGAGGAGAGAGUGCAGAACAUGAAGCUAGUUCGUUUCUACCGGGUGGAGUUGUAAUGUAGGGAAAACAACUAGCUUGAGAUACUCUGAAUUUGAUGUGUGUUUGUGUGUGUAAAUAAGGCCUUGGUCUCGCAUUUUACAGGUCUCUCUGUAAAUCCUAUAACUUUUGAUACUAUCUGAUCACUUUUGAGGCCCAA